Molecule: messenger RNA, 3372 nt
Organism: Limanda limanda (common dab)
Lineage: Eukaryota; Metazoa; Chordata; Actinopteri; Pleuronectiformes; Pleuronectidae
Product: sterol 26-hydroxylase, mitochondrial-like
Exons: 9
Coding region: 122-1720 (532 amino acids)
Biological process (GO): cellular response to peptide hormone stimulus; cortisol metabolic process; cholesterol metabolic process
Cellular component (GO): mitochondrial inner membrane
Molecular function (GO): monooxygenase activity; iron ion binding; oxidoreductase activity, acting on paired donors, with incorporation or reduction of molecular oxygen
Source: RefSeq, a predicted model, not a curated record
UUGUUUAGAGUCCAGCUCCAUUGACUUCACAGAGACACACACAAAGACAAACAUAGAUUUAAAAGCCCAGCAGCCUGCAGCUCUCACACUACACACAACACACCGACUCUGAGCUGUGAACAUGAUGCGCAGGACUCUGAUCAGCGUCGGACUGCGACUGAACCGACACCAGGGCACCGGGAUGGGGGCACCGACAGCCGGACUGGGCCCGGACUCCCACCGACGAUAUGCGUCCAGCUCCGCCGCCCCCCCCAGCAGCAGCAGCAGCACCUCCGUGGUGGGAGCCCCCAACAAACUGAAAGCCAUGGACGAGCUGCACGGACCCAAUCUAUUGACCAACCUGUACUGGCUCUUUGUGAAGGGAUACUCACAGACGACUCAACAGAUGCAGAUCGAGCACCGAAAGAUCUACGGUCCGCUGUGGAAGUCGGAGAUAGGUCCUCUGACCAUCGUGAACGUGGCUCAGGCAGACCUGAUAGAGCAGGUUUUGAGGCAGGAGGGGAAACAUCCGAUCCGGACCGACAUGCCCCACUGGAGGUUGUACCGAGAGAUGAGGAACCAGGCCUCUGGACCCCUGACCGAGAUGGGGGCCAACUGGCAGCGGAUCCGCAGUAUCCUGAACCCGCGGAUGUUGAUACCCAAACACGUUUCCUCCUACACUAACACCAUCAACGAGGUGGUGACAGACUUUAACGACAGACUGGCCUGGGUGAGGGAGAAAGACGGCCAGGGAGUUAUGGUCAAUAACCUGACGGAGGAACUCUACAAUUUUGCUUUUGAAGGUAUCUGUUCAGUGUUGUUUGAGACACGUAUGGGCUGCUUGAACGAGGUGUUGCCUGAGGAAACCAAAAAGUUCAUUACCUCCGUUGGGGAAAUGUUCCACCUCUCGCAGGUCGUGAUCCUCUUCCCGAAGUCUGUGUGGCCCUACCUUCCCGCUUGGAAACGGUUUGUGGCGGUCUGGGAUCACCUCUUCAAAGUGGCUGGGGAGUUGGUGCAGAAGAAAAUGGAGGAGAUCCAGGAGAAGGUGAAACUGGACCAGCAGGUGGAGGGAGCGUACCUCACACACCUGCUGUUCAGCGACAAGAUGACGAUCCCUGAGAUUCUGGGAAGCAUGACUGAGCUCCUGCUGGCAGGAGUCGACACGACCUCCAACACUAUCUCCUGGGCUCUGUACCACUUGGCAAAGCUGCCAGAGAUCCAGGAACAGUUGUACCAGGAAGUGAUAGGAGUUUGCCCCGGAGACAAGAUGACGACCAGUGAGGACAUUGCUCAGAUGCCAUACCUGAAGGCCAUCAUCAGGGAGACGCUACGGAUGUAUCCAGUGGUGCCAGGAAACGCCCGCGUCAUUGCUGAAGACGAUGUUGUGGUGGGAGAUUACGUCUUCCCAAAAAAUACGUUGUUUCACCUGUGCCAUUACGCUGUGUCCUAUGACGAGAGCGUCUUUCCCGACCCUCACACCUUCAGACCGCAGCGAUGGCUCCGUGGAGAGGUGGAGAGGGUCAAGCAUCACCCGUUUGGGUCGGUGCCGUUCGGUUUUGGGGUCCGGGCGUGUCUGGGUCGACGAGUGGCAGAGCUUGAGAUGUAUCUCCUCUUGUCCAGGUUGAUAAAACGAUACGAGGUGAGGCCGGACCCUACUGGACAGACAGUGAAGCCCAUCACCAGAACCCUGCUCUGCCCUGCUAAACCAAUCAACCUGCAGUUUCUGGACAGGAGGCGCUAGAGGGAGGAGGCGAGCGUGGGGGCAGCAGAGGGAGGAGUUUCUCUGUGAACUGGCUUAGUAUUCCCUUGGUGUAGCCUGCCUGUCAGCGGACACCACGGCUCAGAUACAGAGAAGUGGCUGCGUGGAAUGUGCCAAAACUGUGACUUAGAAUAUAAUCUGGGUGGAGAAGUAACUUGAACAGUAAGGAAUAAAAUGCAGUGUGUAUAGACAUUUUUAAAGUUUUAUGUAUGUAAAUACGGAAUCUUUUACCUAGUGUGAGUGUGAAGAGUUUUGUCCAUUUUCUUCAGCUGUUGCUUCACAGCAGGAAGAAUUUGAUGACCUUGACUUUGAGUGAGAUUUCCUUUAGUUUCCACAACACAAAAUGCAUCAAUUUAAGGUAUUCAGCACAAAUCUGUUGGUACUCUAUAUUUUGAUUGUUGUCCACAAACCCUGUGAGCAACUUUGAAUAGUUUCCAACUAUCAACUUAAAACGUAUUCUGGAAAAAAUUUUAAGAGGGUUGGCAAAAUGGCUAAACGGUGUCUUCACAAAAAUCGAUACACAUGUGUAUCUUGACCAGACAAACAAAAAAGUCUAUAGGUGCAAUUUGAAAAACGCGACAGGAAGCCUGCUAUUUUGCAUUUAGUGGCCAUUUUGGCCAUAUUUGUAUUUUAUUUCUUAUUGAAUUCAAGAACACAUCUUUUUCCAGGAAGAGAAAUCUGGUCAAAACGGCAGCUCAGCAUAAAGACUCAAGUACCAGACAGAGGAAGAGUUUGAUAAGCAAAACACUUAGCAAGAUGCUUUACAGGCAGAAUGGAUGGGAAUGAGUGAUAGAGGGGAGAGAAAAAUACAAAAUAAAAUAAAAUAGAUAAAUUAUUACAAAACAAGGAUUAUCUCUGUAGAAAGGAGGAUUCAAAAAUCAGAAAUGCUUCAAAUAAAUGUAUUAAUACUGAGGCUUCACUACCUGUUAGGUAGUACACUUAUACUUCUCCUUGGGAGAAUGUCCUUUGUCCUUUUUUUUAUUAUUUGUUAUUUAUCAUCAUUGUACUCGGUCUUUUUUUUUUUGAACUUCUUUUUAUUUCCUUUUGUCAAAUACAGUCAUACAGUACAUCGUUUUUAACAUGAAAUUAGGUAUCACGGGUUCAAGUCUUAGGUUACUGGGGUUAACUGUCCAUGUAUGUCUCGGGUCCAGGCCAUCAUGAUCCAAAUAUAUCAAAAUCAAGUUACCGAUUAACAAUGUCCACAGACACAAUACAUUUCACAUAACAUUUCAUCAAGACAUUAUUCUGAAAUAGUAUGACCUGCAUAUGCCCAUUGCUUAAAAGGGGAAAAAAAGGGAAAACAAAAGCAAUAUAUAUAUAUAUAUAUAUAUUGCUCAUAUCAGAUGGAAAUGUAGAGCAAUCGGGGACCAGUUGUUUUUAAAAACCUCUAUUUUCAGUUGUAAUAGUGCAGUCAAGUAUUCCAUCCUGUACAUAUCUUGAAUUCUACCCCUCCAUUGGGUUAUUGUGGGGGGCUGUGGCUUCAGCCAGGAGGCUGUUAUUAGUUUAUUUGCUAUUAAAAGAAGGACUCUCAGAAGUUUUGUCUGGCUAUUUUCUUCAAGGUUAUCAGGCAGUAUCCCUAAAAUGAAGUGUGAUGGUUCUAAUGGUAUGUCUAUAAAUAAACAAGUUUUUAUUUC